AUGGCCACGAAGCCGGCAGUAGUAAUCGUCCCAGGAGCAUGGCACGUCCCAGACCACUACGAACCCUUCGCCAAACGCCUUCGCACAGCAGGCUACGAAACCGUCAUCGUCCGCAACCCAUCCGUCAGCGUCUCGCGCGACCCGGGAAACAUGCUGCGCAAAGACGCCAUGGUGACCUGCGACGUGAUGAAGAAACUCGUCAACGACGAGACUAAGGAUGUUGUGAUCAUUAUGCACAGCUACGGUGGCGUGUCUGGUUCUGAUGCCGCUGCUAUGCUGUGUGAAUGGCUGGGGACUUAUGGCCAGCCGGACCAUGGAAGGGUGCGGAGGAUGGUGUAUUUGGCGGCGCAUGUGUUGGAGAAGGGGGAGCCGAUGUUGGGGACGGGGAGGGUGAUUAAUCAUUUGGAUGUUAAUGAGAAAGGCAUGAUGGUCCACCAGAAACCGUACGAGCGCUACUACGCCGAUAUCUCAGAACAAGAAGCGCAAGCACCGCUGGAUCUGACGGUGCCGAUGGCAUAUUCCGCUUUCACCACCCCGACGACUUAUGCUGGGUGGAGGGACUACGGCAUUCCUUGUACGUAUAUCAAAUGUCUCAAGGAUAAUGCUGUGCCGGUCGAGAUGUGCGAUAAGUACAUUGCGAGGCUGCGAGAGGGUGGUGUGGAUUUGAAGGUGGAGGAGCUGGAUGUUGGGCACUCGCCGUUUUGGAUUGAUCCUGAUGGAUUGAUGGAGUUGAUUGUGAGGGUUAUCGAGUGA
This is a messenger RNA of Saxophila tyrrhenica, 753 nucleotides long. RefSeq lists its product as uncharacterized. NCBI's taxonomy places the organism in Eukaryota, Fungi, Ascomycota, Dothideomycetes, Mycosphaerellales, Extremaceae. The transcript is spliced from 3 exons. The coding region runs from base 1 to 753 and encodes 250 amino acids. The record is from RefSeq and is a predicted model, not a curated record.